CCAAGGACUUCUGGCGACAUGUACAUCAUUCAAGGAAUAUCUUUCCACCAUUUGUUUUGUUAACGACAGCUAUUUUAAAGUUUUUUAUGACUAUCUUCUACAUCAUUUUGAGAAACUAAAAUUUAGUGUAUGUUAGUUUAAUUGCAGCUAGGAGCACUGGUCUGUGUGUAACCAGUGUUGAACAGCCACUACGUGUGUACAAAAACCGCAAGGCAACAUCGCUUUACAUGACAAUUCACCCAGUGCGCUACGCUAUUGUAUACGGAGAGCAACCCAACCCGCGCUGGAAUGGACCGUGAUACAAUGCCACAAUGCAGCCAGCAGAAAUUUACGAACAAAACUUGAUCCGUUGGACUGAGGAAGUGAAUUAGAAAAAGAAGAAGAAGAAGGGGUUUUGGGGGGCCAGUGAAUACCAGGUAGAGGGACCGCAAACUAACCCAACAUGGCGACUGUCAACCCGAUAAGUCAGGAGGAACGCUUUCUAACGGCGGUGCGUGACGGAGACGUGAGUUAUGUCGAACAAGUUCUGGAGAAUAAACUGGAAACCGGAUUGGAUAUAAAUCGCAGUGAUCGGAAUGGGAAAUCAGCACUUACCCUUGCUGUUUUACAAGGAAAUUUACUUAUCAUCAAGCUUCUCCUCAGUAAUGGCGCAAGACUAGGUGACGCCCUCUUGCGAGCGGUAGACACACAGUUUCUUGAUGCAGUUCAAUUAAUAUGCAAGCAUUCCGAGUCGUUACGGCCUAACACUCGGAAAGCAAUCAUCGGAUGUCAUCCUGAAAAUGACGAUUUUCACCCGGACCUGACUCCAAUCGUCCUGGCAGCCCACCACAAUAACUACAUGGUUCUAAAGACACUACUUAAGUACGGGGAAAGAGUUCCAGACCCGGAGUCUUCGGAUUUCCAACGGACGGAGAAGCACACCCUCCAACGGUCAGUCGGGACCCUGAACGUCUACCGUGCCUUAUCAAGCGGUUACUACAUCUCGCUGACCGCCCACGAUCCCAUCGGGAAAGCCUUUACGCUGUCCAGUCGACUGAAGGAAAUGAGCGAUAUGGAGUACGAAUUCCGGGCGGAGUACACGGAACUCUCGGAAUCGGUGGAGCAGUACGCCGCGGAUAUACUGGCACAGGCGCGUGACUCCGAGGAGCUGACGAGUAUAUUGACACAUGAUGCAACAGAACAUGAGCCAGAGGAGAGUAACUCCAACGAGAAAGCACUAUUUAAAGUCUUCCAUGCUAUUGCCUGCGAACAGAAAAAGUUUGUGGCCCAUCCCCACUGCCAGCAGCUACUUAUCAAACGUUUUUACGGGCAGAUGUCGUUCAUGCGUGACUGGUCUCUUUUCAAGCAGUUACUACUUUCUCUAGUCAUCAUGCUCGUGUAUCCAUUUACAUCGUUCGUCUUUAUUUUUCUGUCCAGCGGCAAAUUGUUAAACUUUUUGAGCACUCCAUACGUCAAAUUCCUGAUGGACAUAGCCUCCAGGAUGACGUUCCUCGUCUUCCUCCUUAUCACCACCAUCGUCCCUCCAUCCAUCACUACAGAAGAUAUCAUCACAGGUCAAGGGUCACCAGGACAGUUUAGUCAGGUCCCACUGGUCGUCAACAUCCUUAUACUGCUAUGGAUUAUUGGAAUGACGUGGGCGGAGAUUAAUGCCAUUUGGAAGGGGGGUGUGAGCUCCUAUUUGAGGGACGGAGCCAAUAUUCUUGACUUCGCCAUUUUGGCACUCUUCUGGUCGUACAUGGUGUUAACCCUCAUCAGUUAUUUACAGCUGGAGCGCUCCUACAAUGCAAACUCAGGAACCGGACUCCAACCAACGGGCAGUAUACUAUCAACAGGACCGAACACGGACCUACCAAUCACCACUCUAAGCCCAGUUAACCUAGACUCAUCAACCCCUAUUCCUCAGGUUGCUAACGUAUCCCUCUUAAAGGAUUACAUCUCCGGAGCCAUCAAUCUCACCGAGUCCCAAAUCGAUGGGAGCAUCCGAACCGAGCUGGACAGACUUCUGGAUGUUAUCCUUAAGGAUGUUAGCUGCGCUGGUGGUGAUACCUCCGGAGUUGAUGCGGAAAGCGAGGGUACCGAGGUGCCUGAUUUUGACCCGUUCCACCCCGCUCUUGUCGCUGACGCAGUCUUCGCAAUCGCUACCGUCGUAACCUUCCUUCGCCUUCUGAUUCUAACAGUCUCCAGUCAGUUGGUUGGGCCUCUGCAGAUCUCACUUGGAGGGAUGCUGUUUGAUAUUGGGAAGUUCAUUAUGGUGUUCAUUAUUGUAUGGUUUGCCUUCUCGCUGGGAUUGAACCAGAUUUAUCAAGCAUACCAGGAGAUCGAGUUCACACGGUGUGUUGCCGAGAAUGCUGAGGAUUGCAGGCCGGGUCCAUUUUAUGACGUUGGUCAGUCCAUGCUGACCCUGUUCUGGUCACUGUUCGGGCUUGAGAGUCUGGACAUCAUCGAUGUAUCCAUUGCUAAGCAUUACUUCACAGAGGCAGUGGGCAAGAUACUCUUUGCUCUCUACAUGAUGUUUGCCGUUGUGGUCAUGCUGAACGCUCUUAUUGCGAUGAUGAGCAAUACUUACACACGUGUUGAGGAAAACUCUGAUACCGAAUGGAAGUUUGCACGUGCCCGUAUGUGGGUUCAUUUCCUACACAUUGGCGGAACAGUCCCACCUCCCUUCAAUGUGAUCCCCACACUAAGUACCAUCAUCCGGGUUGCGAGGCGAUGCUACAGAAAGUGCUGCGUCACCAAGAGCCACCACAAUGGGAAAAGCAAACUAGCUGAGCAUGCGUACAAGAAAAUCGCCAAGCUACUCGCGGAGCGCUACAUCCUGGACCACUCGUCAUCCAGCGGUGGUGAGGCCGAGAAUACCGUGUCCAGGGCUGACGUCAUGGCCAUUCGUAAUGACGUAGCUGUAUUUAGAUACGAAACUUUCAAGUCUCUGAACGCAGCCGACCAGUCAUUUGAGAAUUUGCAAGACGUACUUGGAAACAUCAAAGUACAGUUGGCCAAAGUGGACGAUAUUGGCGCCAAGACAGAACAGCUCGACAAUAGCGUCAAAGACCUCAAGGAAAGAAACCGUGUUAUCAGAAACACCGUGGAUGGCAUGGCUUCAUCGCUCUUCCGCUCCCGUGCUGGGCGCUCUUUGGUCGGCCAGUGAUGAGCUGAAAACACGACUCCACUCCCCGGAGUUUCUCAAAACCAAAUCAUACAAAAACAGUGAAUUUUUUUUCAGUGAAUAAGUCUGAUUUCUUGAAGGCUAAACGUAACUUUUUUCUUCUGUCACCGAAACUGUCAUUUUUGGGUAAACUUUUUCGCCCACAUUCCAAAAGUGGUCUCUGAACUUUAAGACCAAAAUCAUAAAAUUUGUAAAAACAACGAAUGGAAAUUAACCUUUCGAAAACAUACCAACGACCUUUUUCAACUUGUACUUUCUAUUUUUCAUUGCAACUUUUGUCGAUUCUCAAAAGCUUUAUUGAUAACUUCACAAAGGAUUUAUCUCGUGUUAUUGGUCACUGUUUGUUUAGCAGCCACGCCACAUUUAUGAUCAACCUCGCUCACAUGGAAUUCUCCCCCGUCUUGAGAAAGGUAUGACGUCAAAUGGGGCGGUUAGAUCACCCAUGGGAACAAGGUUGAUCAAAGAUGUAUUGCCCUAUCACAGCCCUGAAAAGUAACACCUCAUUUGCAUACUCUGCGUUCGAAUGUAUGGAAAUCAAACUAAGCGGGGCUUAAAUGAUAAGCUGGUUGAAAAGGAAUUUAGAUUGGUCAAUUUAUCAAAACAGAAAGUAAACCAAAAAAGCGGAAAUCAAAAAAACUAAAAAAUGUUUUACAAAAAGACCUCAUUUUCAAUGCUACUUAUUCAUAUACUAACGUAACUUCUCUAGAUUUCUGACCUUUUUUUUUCUUUCUCCAAUUUUGAUUGAAAUUACCUAAGAAUUAAAUAUCUGAGUUUUUCAGAUUCUCUUUUAAAAUAAGUGUCUUUUUUAUAAUAUUGUAAUAUUGUUAACAUCGAAAAACUUGAUGUGAUUGUUUGUAUUAAACUAACAUUUUUGUAUAACGCAUUUUAGCACAUUUGGUUGGUUAAGGAUAUUGACAGAAAUAUUUACUAAAAACAAAAAUAAUAAUUACAAAUAACAACAGAAAUAUUUAACCCUAAAAUUAUUCUGCACGAUAAACUCAUUUAAACCAUCCGUUGUCAGGAAAUGUUGGUGUGGUUAAUGUUGAUAAGAUCAUAGGUUCCUCAAGGUUCAAUCAUUGGCCCAUCCAAUGUCAGAAAAACAAUCUAGCACUCGUCUGACAUUGCCCCCCCCCCCCAUUUGAUUCUUAAACAACCCGUUUUGCCGUGUGAGUUCCUCGAGGUUCACUUUUUUGCCCAAUGACACCCCUUUCUGUGUUUCUAUCAAAACACUGUUUUUGUAUGAACAGUUUCAGAAAAACAGUCUAGCACUAGUCUGACAAUAUUGCUCUCCAUGUGAUUCUUCAACAAUCCGUUUUGCCGUGUGAGUUCCGCAAAGUUUAGUUUUUGGCCCAUGACAAACAUUUCUUUGUUUCUAUCACUAGUUAUAAACAAUGUCAACUAAAAGUCUAUCAAAAGUUUGGCAUUGUUGCUCUCCGUGUGAUUGUUAAACAACCCCAUUUGCCGUGUGAGUUCCACAGGGUUCAGUUUUUGGUCCACGACACCCCUUUCUUUAUUUCUAUCAAAACACUGGUAUUCAUCAACAAUGUCAGAGAAAACAGUCUACCAAUAUUGAACAUUGUUCCCCAUGUGAUUCUUCAAUCAACAACCCGUUUGCCGUGUGAGUUCCACAGGGUUCACUUUUUGGCCCUUGAAAAAACAUUUUCCUUUUUUUCUAUCAAAACAAUUAGUUACUAAUAAACUGACGAAAUUGUUAAACUGCACUAAAGUAAAUGUAAAAAGUGAUAUUUUGUAAGUAUGUAAUUCUGUUCAGUUUUGUUGUUUUCAUAUUCUCUGUUGUUACCAAAACAAUGUUGUUGGUAUAAUAGCAUUGCAAAAUUAAAAAACCAAAAAUUUAAUGUUUUCUACAAAAUUAUUUAAUUCCAGAGAAUUGCACUGCACAGAUGAUACUCUUUUUUAUUUUUCAUUUUGUAAAAUGUAUUUUCCUGUACCUAUAUUAUUAUGUAUUUGACCGUGUAAACUAACUAACUAUUAUGUAAAUGACCAGUCAAUAAGCUCCGCCCAUAACUUAAGCAUUGACCAAUUACAAACUGCCGGUUGUUGCACGUGCUACCCACGUGGACACCGUUGAUUGACAGUUGCUGUCGUGGGCAGGGUUUACUGACUUGGCGAUGUUUUUAUUUUAUGUGUUGUCAGUCUCUUUAAAUGACUCCCACAAAACUAUAGUUACCAUUACUUGAUACUAAUGAAUUUUAUUUGGAAAUUAUUAACAUGUGUUGCUAUGUUUCUUUAACUUGAUUAUGUGAUAUUAAAAUGUUCGUUCUUUAUAAGUAACUGGAGUUUCAUGUUGUCGUAGAAUGAAUGAAAGUUGAAGGGAAGAGCAUGGGGGAACUUUGCGUUAAUGAUGCUCAAAAUUUGUAUCACUAACUUUCAUCUUGUCUUUUGUGUAUCUUUAAAGACAAUGGACACUAGUGGUUAUGGUCAAAGACUAGCCUUCACAGUUGGUGUAUCUCACAUAUGC
Messenger RNA from Asterias rubens (European starfish), 5642 nucleotides. RefSeq names its product short transient receptor potential channel 5-like. Gene Ontology annotation, cellular component: membrane; cation channel complex. The record is from RefSeq and is a predicted model, not a curated record. The transcript is spliced from 14 exons. Gene Ontology annotation, biological process: calcium ion transmembrane transport; manganese ion transport; regulation of cytosolic calcium ion concentration. Bases 443 to 3145 code for a protein of 900 amino acids. Gene Ontology annotation, molecular function: protein binding; store-operated calcium channel activity; inositol 1,4,5 trisphosphate binding. NCBI's taxonomy places the organism in Eukaryota, Metazoa, Echinodermata, Asteroidea, Forcipulatida, Asteriidae.